Messenger RNA from Felis catus (domestic cat), 752 nucleotides. RefSeq names its product splicing factor, proline- and glutamine-rich-like. NCBI's taxonomy places the organism in Eukaryota, Metazoa, Chordata, Mammalia, Carnivora, Felidae. The coding region runs from base 1 to 516 and encodes 171 amino acids. The record is from RefSeq and is a predicted model, not a curated record. The transcript has 2 exons.
AUGGCACAGGAAGGAUGUAGGGGAGACCCCGUGGCGCGCGCCUCGGCGAGCCGGGGGCGGGUACAGGUAGGGCGCGGCGCACCCCGUCCCGCCACCGCCCCGCAGCGGCCCCGCAGGCUCGGAGAAGACCCUCGGGGCAAGGGGCGUCCUCCCGGGCGGAAGGCACCACUGCAGCCCCGGCGGCCUGGGCCUCGGGCGUGCUGCACUCCGCCUCCGGACGCCCGCGGGAAUCGGCGCCCACACGCCGCGCGUCCUCCGUCCCCGGCGCUGGGCGUCCCCGGCGGAGCCGCGCGCACUUCGCCGGGGAGAGUCCGCAGGCUCCCGCAAACCGGGACCCGCGGGAGGGGACGGGGAGAAGGGACACUCACCUCCCGCAGCCCGGACCGCCUCGGGAUCCGAAGUUCAAGUGUCUGUCCCAGCCGCGGAUCCGUGCGUCUGUAUUUAGGGAUAGCAAAGAUGGCCUCCAACAAAGAUCUACAAAGUCAACUGGAGGUAUUCAGCUUCUUCCUUCUCUGAUGAUCUGUUCCUCUGGGCGGUAAAAACUUUGCUUUUGUCUUUCAACAAAAAUGUUGCUUGAUCCCCAUAGGGUUUUAAUCCUGUGAUUCCUUUUUCCUUCCUACAGCCAAUUUCCCCAUUCUUAAAAGAAGAUACCCUGGCUCCUCAUAGUUCGAAAUAGAACAUAUAUCCUUAAAUCAAUAGGCUGUUUUAAAUUUAGGAAGUGAAUGGGGCGCCUGGGUGGCUCAGUCGGUUGA